UCAUCAACUUAGUCUUAGCAAGGUCUCGGUAGAAGUAAGACGUGCACGUAACGCGUUAAAGCGGUCUCUUAAAAUACCUCCUUGUCUGACUGUUAUCCUGCUAAGGACAGUUUAGUCGGCGCGGUAUUCUUUGUCAAGGUUUCUUAGUGAACGGUAUUCUUAUAGCUGCGCGGUGUGCCGGUACUGGUGCCCGGAUUAUUUUCCUUUUUUUUUUGUGACAAUCAUGGAUUAUUAUAAGUACGACUAUUGUUCCAGUGGAUUAUUUUAAAGUGCAAUAUCUGGAUUUUGUAUAUAUACAUAUAUAGAGCUUUGGACUUGGUUUAGUGAUCAAGCAAAAUGCCUAAGAUUUUUUUGAUUAAAAAUAGACUGCAUCAGCAGCAGCUGAGACUCUUGGAAAGUCAAAAUGCUACUCAAGUGAAAAACGAGUUGGGAAUUGAAAGGGCUAAUGAUGCUCCUCUAGUUUCCCCCACCUCACCUCAGCCUUUAUCUUUAAUUGUACCUAAGAAUAAUGAACAAGAAAAAACAAAAGAAGAAGAAAAAGCCAAAACGAAGACUCCACCACCAGAUGAAGAACCAGUUAAACCCACAGAAACUCUACCUCCAAGAAGAUUCAUCUCCUCAAUUCUUGGAGGAGAUGUUCCAUAUGGAAGCAGAGGACACGUACUCACAAGGGCAGAAAGAAAAGAGUAUCCUCCUAUAUUAUCACCCAAAAAGGUUACGCUUCCAAGUAGCUCCAAGCCAAAAGAAGAUUGCUUAAAGCCACAAAACCUAGCUCCUAUUAGGCACUUCUCUGUCAUACAGAGAACUCCAAAACCCACGACAAAAAGAGAAGAAGAUACAGAUAUUCGACUUCCAACAACUGUAGUCCACAACGAACCCGAGCAAGACCAGCCCAUCGAUUACCACAUACCAAAAAGGAAAGGCGAAGUUGAAAAUGAAGAAGAGGAACGACGACAACGGGAGCAACGUAGAUCACAUUGCUCAAAAGUCAGCAAGCCACUUAUUAGUGUUCGAUCAAUCGUUGGAAAAGUUGGAAAGCUUCCUGUUGUAACGUCCGCAGCUGCUGGACAUGGACGAUCUACACAAGGAGGCAAUAAUACCUCAUCAAACAAUAAUACCAGUAGCUCUGGAGGUGGCGGCUCCAUCAACUUCACUAGUGGUUCUGGAGGUGGAGGUGGAGCAGCUGGUGGUAUUGGCAGUGGAACAGGAGGAGGUGGAAUGAACCCCGGGAGAGACGGGAGGCAAAACUAUGGACCAAGCAGUCCACCAACAGGUUCACUUCCUCCAUUUUACGAAUCUCUCAAGAGUGGCAAUAACGGAAAUGGGUACAAUGCAAAUGGCAACUUUUCGUCCACUUACUUAUUGUCGAGUCAGCAAAAUAUGGACUGCGAUACUGGACAGGAGCUAGCGAAUCUUCAGAACAUUAACAGCGGACAAGCAUCACCAAAGCAAUACUCCACAUUACAAAAUGCCUCCUAUGGCAUCAUAAUGAAAGAUGAGACUGACCUAGAUAUUUAUGAAAAUAAGAUGGAUCCUAUAAAUCAAUUGUUGCCCAACGGUUACUCGGGUUAUGACGAAAGUAUGAUGGUCGAUAUGGUGACUGGAGCUGUGGUUGAUCCUCUUCAAUUCACUGCGACAUUAACUUUCUCAAGUAGUGCAGAGCAUGCCCUUUUGGAAAGUCUUUCUGAUGCAACAGAUCUCUCAUCUUUUCUGCAAAGACUUCCAAAUGAAGAUCACAAUGAUAACGAAGAAGCUGGGAGUGGUACCAUUCAUAGUCCAGGAAAUGAGUCAGCACAACUGCAGGUGGACCAAAACAUCGACAAUUUCAAUGAACAAAUGCUAAGCCGAAACCAGUACGACUCAGGUAGAGCAGGAUACAAUCACUCGCAAUUCUCCAAAAUGUACCAAGAGUCUCUUCCCGCCUAUUCAUCCUCACUGAAUUCUUCCAGUGACUCUUUGCAAAUGCAACAGCAGCAAAUGCUAUCACCUACGCUGAGCUUUAAUGGUAGUGCGCUAGAGUUGGACUCUCCAACGACAAUGUCUCUGCCCAGUCCGGGAGCAGCUUCUUGUUCUUUGGAUGGCGAUGGAUCAAUCAGUCCUCCAGCAGCAGGCAGCGUAAGUGAAAGAAGGGAGAGCGCAUCUUCAGGAGAUGUGGCGCAUGUCGCCCCAUCCCUGCAAGGCAGGGUAAAUGUCUUGCAGCAGAGGUUUAUGUUACAGCUCGGACUACCAAAUGAAGUGCAGCUGGAAUUCGUCAACGGGGGCCAUGGAAUCAAAAACCCUCUGGCAAAUCAAGAAACAUCCAGGCAAGGUCCUAGAACGGAAGAGAAGGCCAAAACCGCUUCAGUCACCAGCGAAGAUGGCCAAACAACUUUUUGUUGUAAGGUACGCACUUGCAAAGUUUGUAAUAAGACUUUUGCUCUACAGCGGUUACUCAACAGACAUAUGAAAUGCCACUCUGACGUCAAACGAUACCUUUGCACGUUCUGUGGCAAAGGUUUCAACGACACUUUUGAUUUGAAGAGACAUACAAGAACUCAUACAGGAGUAAGACCAUACAAAUGUGGGCUUUGUGAGAAAUCGUUCACCCAACGAUGUUCGCUAGAGUCGCACUGUCUUAAAGUCCAUGGAGUCCAACACCAAUAUGCCUACAAGGAAAGGCGAACAAAGGUAUACGUUUGUGAGGAAUGCGGACAUACAACCUCAGAACCAGAAGUACACUAUCUACAUCUCAAAGAAAAACAUCCCUACAGUCCUGCCCUCCUAAAGUUCUACGAUAAGAGACACUUUAAAUUCACAAACUCGAACUUUGCGAAUAUGCUUUUGCAAGUUCGAACAUAAACCUAAUACUUAAAACUUUAGAUUUAGCCGGUGGAUGAUAAAAUACUUCCAAAUCUAAAGUUAGAAAAAUAGUUUUGGAAGCAUUUUACAUGGUAGUUGUGCAAUAUAGUUAUAAAAGUAUGUUAGUUGUGCAAGACACUGGCUAAAUAAAUAGCCUAAUAUAUCCGUCCAAUAAGAAGAAAGUACUUAAAAUAUCCUAUUUUAGUAUUCACACUUUUCUUUUAGUUGGAGGGUCAAUAUUCUGUUUUAAUUUCUUCUGUGAUAAUUUAUUAAAUUUAAAUAUCUCGACAUAUUUUAAGUAAAGCGCGGCACUUUUGUAAUAAUUCAUUAAGCUUUCUUUGAUUUAAUGCUUGUAGGAACGGGGAUUGAAAAAAUCCCUAUUUUUAUAAGUAAAAGUAAGCGUUAGUUGGCAAAGUUAAUUUUGCCAAACUCAAUAAUAAAAUCGGGUUUUUUGUGCAAUCAUGGUGAACGGAUCUGGGUAAUAUUAAGUUAUAAUUAUUGUAAUUUUACUCUCUUUAUCUAUCAUUUCUUAUAAUUGACACAAUAGGCUAUUGAAGAUGAUAAAAAAAGCAAAGAUACAAAGGUCUAGAAAGUGUUGAAAGUCAAGUGAUAUUUAAAUUCAAAGGUGCAUUUCUGAGGUUAUGUUCGAUUUGUCUACUUUCUUGUUUUUUUUCAGUUGAACUCGAAAACUAGGUAUUUUUUGCGUAUACAUGUCUGUAAAAAGUUUAAAGAUAAUUAAAUUUUCCAUCGAAAUGAUACCGCAGGUAGUCCAAAAAUAUUUCUUAGAAAGAUGUAUUCAAAGAAAAUUAAAUUGUUUAAUUAAAGUUUAUUGAGCAGAGUCAUAUUAAUGCCGAAUUCGAAUUAGUUGCUUUGCCUGCACGUUUGUCAUUUCUUUCUACACGAGUAAAAGAGAAAGAUACAAAUACCGAAUAUAUGAUGUUUUCAUUUUCUAGCUUUUUUGGUAUAGAUUAACUAACCGUUUUUUGUUUAAUGCCUUUCCUACGACUAGGGUAAGAAGAACAAUUUUCAUAUUAAAAAAAAAUAUGUUAAGUUUAUUAGUUUUUAAAUUUUUUUUAUAAUGAAUAUACGCUUUUGACCCAUUUAAAAUUUAGCAGAUUUUUUCGUGUUAAAAAUAGUAUAACAUCAUGACUGACUUGAGAUAUUGCACACAAACGCCGUGAGACCGCGCUACUAGCGUUGCUUCAAUAUUGUACGUCAUCAAGCGUAAUAUAUCAAGCGUUGCCGAAUUUCUCAUAUUUUCCUUGAAACAAAUUAUUCUGCAAAGAAAAAUUCAUUAACAUGUGCUUACAGUUAUCUUAUUAAAUAUUUAUAUAUAUUUAUAUUAAAAAGGGAUAGGAAAUUUAAAUUUACAUAGUCAGUGGAGCGCACCAAUCAUGUAUACGGAUGGCCAAUAAAUUACGCAAUACGUGACGUGCAUUGAAGUUGAUUUAAACUUGUUUCUGUAUUUCCGUGUUUAUUUUUAAAUACAUUCUUCUAUAAAAAGUACUUGUAAAUAUGUCAAAUUUGGCAUACGUCCAAUACAAGAUGUAAGAGGUACGUACAUUUCUACGAAAAGUAUCUUAUGUUACUAUGUCUAUAGUAUGUGAGAAGUCCCCAAAAGCAGCAAACUUGGAGACGUACUACAUUUUAUAAUCGUACCGACAAUAUAUCAAUAAAAUUUUAAUUGCAGAAUACCUCAACUUUAUUAUCUAUGUAGCAAUGCCUAUCCUUAAUUUAUAUGCAAAAAAAGGAGAAUUUUUUUGGUUGUGUGUUAUUAAAAAAUAAAGUAUUUGAACCUCGGAGAUGACACGUCCAUUGCAAAAUUUAUGGUCCACAAUUUUCCUAUUGACAUUUAUACACGAAAAUUGCGUAGUUUGAGUAAAACUUGAAAAACUAAUAAGUGGAACAUAACCUCAAAAACUUAAUAUUGAAUUUAAACUUUAGCACGUUUUUAUUUAAAAUAAAAAGUAAAACGCUUUUUAUACCUAACGUUUUAGUUCUUAAGUAUCGACGUAAUCAGUAGCCUACACAGAAUUCAUUGCUAAUCGAAUAAUAAUACGAAUAAAACGAUAAUGUUACUUAUGAUUUAAAGUUUUUAGCGCAUUUAAAGUUAACUAAUAAAUGACAAUUUAAAAUUUAUGCUAAACUUUUUUUUAUAUUGUAAAUAAUAAAAUACGAUUUGCCUAGUAAACUUGUAUAAAAUUUAAAUUUUUUUAAAGUAUCAAAUAAAAUAGUUUUUUUAUUUACAGGAUCACCUUAAAUUAUUUUUUUUGAUGCUUUAAAAUGGUGCUAAGAACCAUUUUUUCCAACGAAGAAACAGUUUUUUAAUUUU
This is a messenger RNA of Anthonomus grandis grandis, 5170 nucleotides long. RefSeq names its product transcriptional regulator ovo (gene ovo). Gene Ontology annotation, molecular function: DNA-binding transcription factor activity, RNA polymerase II-specific; RNA polymerase II cis-regulatory region sequence-specific DNA binding. The record is from RefSeq and is a predicted model, not a curated record. The transcript is spliced from 14 exons. Gene Ontology annotation, biological process: epidermal cell differentiation; regulation of transcription by RNA polymerase II. Gene Ontology annotation, cellular component: nucleus. NCBI's taxonomy places the organism in Eukaryota, Metazoa, Arthropoda, Insecta, Coleoptera, Curculionidae. The coding region runs from base 337 to 2838 and encodes 833 amino acids.